AUGUGUCACCUUCCUUGCCUGGCCCUGGCCCUGCUCCUGCUUGGUGCAGUUUCUGCUCUCCACCCAGAGAAUGAGGUGCCUGCUCUGCAGAGCCCAAAGGCUGAGCUGGGCUGGGAUCUGGGCAGUGCCCAGGAGCAGGAGCAAGAGUCGGCCCUGGGCCAGGAGGCGAUUCCAACAGCAGGAGACGAGAUGGAGGCCCUGCCGUGUCAAGACGCGUUGGAGGACCCAGAAGCCACAGAGUCAGACGCAGCAGCCCUCGACAAAGACUCCCCAUGCCCUGCAGAGGAGGACACCCUCCCAAUCCAGGGGCUCCCAGGGUGCCAGACCUGCGGCUACCUGCUGGUGCAGACCCCCAAGCGGUUUAGUGACGCUCAGAGCAUCUGCAAGAGAUGCUACAGAGGCAACCUGGUCUCCAUCCAUAGCUACAGUGCCAACUCUCACAUCCACCUGCUGGCCAGCAAGAUUAACCAGGCCCAGGUCUGGAUUGGAGGCGCCCUCAAGGGUUGGUUUUUGUGGAAGAAGUUCUGCUGGACAGACUGCAGCCGCUGGGACUUUGGAUACUGGGCCCUAGGGCAGCCUCAGAACGGCAAAGGCUGCUGCGUGGCCCUGUGUACCAAAGGGGGCCACUGGCGACGUGCCCAUUGCUACCAUCGCCUGCCCUUUGUCUGCUCCUACUAG
Messenger RNA from Octodon degus (degu), 678 nucleotides. It is a transcript of the gene Prg3, whose product is annotated as proteoglycan 3, pro eosinophil major basic protein 2. Bases 1 to 678 code for a protein of 225 amino acids. Gene Ontology annotation, biological process: immune response. The record is from RefSeq and is a predicted model, not a curated record. The transcript is spliced from 5 exons. NCBI's taxonomy places the organism in Eukaryota, Metazoa, Chordata, Mammalia, Rodentia, Octodontidae.